CUCCCCACAGGUGUGUCCCUGGGCCCUGUGGCUGCCUGCCCCACUCCCUGCCGAGACGCCCGCCGGAAAGGUCUCCCACCCUGUAGCCCCCGUGAGCCCCAAACAGACCAGCCAAGCGACCUGCGAUGGAAGCUGCAGAUGCCUCCAGGAGCAACGGGUCGAGCCCGGAAGCCAGGGAUGCCCGAGGCCCCUCGGGCCCCAAUGGCAGCCUGGAGAAUGGCACCAAGGCCGACGGCAAGGAUGCCAAGACCACCAACGGGCACAGUGGCGAGACAGCCGAGGGCAAGAACCUGGGCCCCACCCUGAAGCCAGGGGAAGGGAAGAGCGCCCUGUUCUCGGGCAACGAGUGGCGGCGGCCCAUUAUCCAGUUUGUCGAGUCCUCGGACGACAAGAGCUCCAACUACUUCAGCAUGGACUCGGUGGAAGGCAGGAGGUCACCGUACGCGGGGCUCCAGCUGGGGGCUGCCAAGAAGCCGCCAGUCACCUUUGCUGAGAAGGGGGAGCUGCAGCUGCGCAAGUCCAUCUUCUCGGAGCCCCGGAAGCCCACGGUGUCCAUCGUGGAGCCGGGAGAGGCCCGGCGGAACAGCUACCCCCGGGCCGACGCGGGCCUCUUCUCCCGGCCCAAGCCGGGCUCCGAGGAGGUGCUGUGCGACUCCUGCAUCGGCAACAAGCAGAAGGCCGUCAAGUCCUGCCUGGUGUGCCAGGCCUCCUUCUGCGAGCUGCACCUCAAGCCCCACCUGGAGGGCGCCGCCUUCCGAGACCACCAGCUGCUCGAGCCCAUCCGGGACUUCGAGGCCCGCAAGUGCCCCCUGCACGGCAAGACCAUGGAGCUCUUCUGCCAGACCGACCAGACCUGCAUCUGCUACCUCUGCAUGUUCCAGGAGCACAAGAAUCACAGCACCGUGACGGUGGAAGAGGCCAAGGCCGAGAAGGAGACAGAGCUGUCACUGCAAAAGGAGCAGCUGCAGCUCAAGAUCAUUGAGAUUGAGGAUGAAGCUGAGAAGUGGCAGAAGGAGAAGGACCGCAUCAAGAGCUUCACCACCAACGAGAAGGCCAUCCUGGAGCAGAACUUCCGGGACCUGGUGCGGGACCUGGAGAAGCAGAAGGAGGAGGUGAGGGCUGCGCUGGAGCAGCGGGAGCAGGAUGCCGUGGACCAGGUGAAGGUGAUCGUGGAUGCGCUGGACGAGAGGGCCAAGGUGCUGCACGAGGACAAACAGACCCGAGAGCAGCUGCACAGCAUCAGCGACUCGGUGCUGUUUCUGCAGGAAUUUGGCGCAUUGAUGAGCAAUUACUCUCUCCCCCCGCCCCUGCCCACGUAUCACGUCCUGCUGGAGGGGGAGGGCCUGGGGCAGUCGCUGGGCAACUUCAAGGACGACCUGCUCAAUGUGUGCAUGCGCCACGUUGAGAAGAUGUGCAAGGCGGACCUGGGCCGUAACUUCAUUGAGAGGAACCACAUGGAGAACGGUGGCGACCAUCGCUACAUGAACAACUACACGAACAGCUACGGGAGUGAGUGGACUGGGCCGGACCCCAUGAAGAGAUACUCCAUGUACCUGACGCCCAAGGGGGGGGCCCGGACAUCGUACCAGCCCUCCUCGCCCAGCCGCUUCUCCAAGGAGACCAGCCAGAAGAACUUCGGCAAUCUCUACGGCACCAAAGGUAACUACACCUCCCGGGUCUGGGAAUACUCCUCCUCCAUUCAGAGCUCCGACAACGACCUGCCUGCAGUGCAGGGCAGCUCCUCCUUCUCCCUGAAAGGUUACCCCUCCCUCAUGCGGAGCCAGACCCCCAAGGCCCAGCCCCAGACUUGGAAAUCCGGCAAGCAGACUUUGCUGCCUCACUACCGGCCAUUCUACGUCAACAAAGGCAACGGGAUCGGGUCCAACGAGGCCCCGUGAACUCCAGGCAGGAGGCACCGCACCCCCACUCUCUCUGCUGACCCUGCUGCUCUCGCCUCCUAAGCUGCUGUGCUCGUCUAGGUGGGAGGGAGCCCACCCUGCACCUGCCUCCCCCAGCCCUCCCUGGCCUCCCGGUGCAGUCCUGGCCUCCCCCCUUCCCCAUGGGCCAUGCUCCACUCAGGCCCCUUCCUGCCUUGUGACUCCUAAUGUCGCCACGGCUCCUGCACUCAGAGGCCCUCCCACGGUUGGGGCAGGAUAGGUGGGGCCUCCUCUGACCCACCACCCUCCUUCUCUUGGGCUGCACACGGGGUCAGCAGUAAGUACCCAUGUGGCAUCAGCCUGCCUGUCCCACCCACGCCCUGCUGUCUCUAGGCCCUUGACUGUCUCGCCCACAGCCCCGUCCCCCUGAUGUGGUCUGGAGGUGGCAGGCCAGGACAGCCGCCCCUCUGUCACCCACAAAGCCUCACCUCCUGCUUCCCAGCAGCCUGGCACUGUCAGGAGAAGACUGUCCCCAUGUGUCCUCUCUUCCUACCUACCAAUGCCCAGCCAAGCAGAGCCUGCAGCCCUUGGCCGCCACAGAGGGAAACCUCACAGUGUCUUGGCAUCACCCUGCCCAGGCCGUGGGGCUCCGGUGCAUCCACUUUGAGUCUGGGGUCCCCAGAGGCUGGGCUGUCCUGGCCGGCAAAGUGAUUUUAGCCAAGACGUUCCUCUCUCCCGCCUACUGGGACUGGCAAUGCCCUUGACACGACAUAACCCACCCCUGAAAAUAGCGACUGGCCCCGCUGCCCCCCUGGAGUGGAAGGUGUGGCUGCACAGGUGACAGCAGGAGCUACUGACAAGGUGACUGA
Messenger RNA from Microcebus murinus (gray mouse lemur), 2746 nucleotides. RefSeq names its product tripartite motif containing 29 (gene TRIM29). Gene Ontology annotation, molecular function: zinc ion binding. NCBI's taxonomy places the organism in Eukaryota, Metazoa, Chordata, Mammalia, Primates, Cheirogaleidae. The record is from RefSeq and is a predicted model, not a curated record.